GAGGCGGGGUUAAGCCUCGGAAACCGCACCGACUCCCUCAAACGUGUCUUUUCUGUCGGACGGUUCGGGGAGAGAGAGAGGCCAGGGAGGAGGAUCCGACCCCGGGAUUACCGACGAUUAGAUCACCGACGGACCGGACGGACACAGCAGCCCCUCGGGUUUAAAGAUCAGCAGCCGGACCUUUCCUUAUCCUCACUAUGGCUGAGACUAAGGGGAAGUUUGACUUCGCCAUCGACCGAGGCGGUACCUUCACAGAUGUGUUUGCACGUCUGCCUGAUGGUCGAGAGAGAGUCCUUAAGCUGCUGUCCAGGGACCCCCAGAACUACAAAGACGCUCCCACCGAGGGCAUCCGCCGGGUCUUGGAGGAGGAAACCGGACAGCUCUUUCCUCGGGAUCAGCCCGUUGACACGUCCCUGAUUGGCUGGAUCAGGAUGGGCACCACGGUGGCAACCAACGCCCUGCUGGAGAGGGAAGGAGAACGGACCGCGCUCCUGGUCACAAAAGGCUUCAAGGACCUGCUGCACAUUGGCACGCAGGCCAGGCCCAAACUUUUUGAUCUGGAGGUCGCCGUCCCGGAUGUGCUUUAUGAGGAAGUCGUAGAGGUGGACGAGCGAGUCGUCCUCCGUCAAGAUGGCUGCCAGCUGCCCAGGACAGACCCCAAACGCAUCGUAACAGGCAGAACAGGCGAUUCUCUGGAGGUGUGGCAGGAACUGGAUCUGGAACAAGUAGAAAAAGACCUGAGAGGUGUUUUGUCCCGCGGUAUCUCCAGCAUCGCCGUCCUCCUCCUGCACUCGUACACCUGGUCCGACCACGAGACAGCGGUGGGCUCCCUCGCCCGUCGUCUGGGCUUCACCCAGGUGUCCCUCUCCAGCGAGGUCAUGCCAAUGGUGCGGGCGGUCCCUCGGGGCUAUACGGUCUGCGCAGACGCCUACCUCACCCCCAAAAUACAUCAGUAUUUGAAAGGAUUCACCGCCGGCUUUAAAGGUGGUCUGAAGGAUGUGGAUGUCUUGUUCAUGCAGUCAGAUGGAGGGCUGACCCCCAUGGAGCAGUUCUGUGGCUCCCGAGCCGUUCUGUCCGGCCCAGCAGGGGGCGUGGUGGGAUACGCCAUCACCUCCUACAGCCAAAUGGAGAAAAAGCCUGUGAUUGGCUUUGACAUGGGCGGAACCUCCACCGAUGUGAGUCGCUAUGCAGGCCAAUAUGAACACGUGUUUGAGGCCACGACGGCUGGAGUCACCCUGCAGGCGCCUCAGCUGGACAUCAACACCGUGGCUGCAGGCGGAGGGUCCCGGCUCUUCUUCAGAUCCGGGAUGUUUGUCGUGGGACCAGAAUCUGCAGGUGCGCACCCGGGACCGGCCUGUUACAGGAAAGGUGGCCCUCUGACUGUGACCGACGCUAACUUGGCUCUGGGUCGGCUCCUUCCUUCCUUCUUUCCAAAAAUCUUCGGCCCUGCGGAGGACGAGCCGUUGUCCCUGGACGAGACCAUGACGCAUUUCCGUCGUCUCACCGAGGAGAUCAACCUCUUCCUGUCUGCAAGCCAAACGCAGGCAGCAGCCAGUGGGGCCAACAACUCGCAGAACCACAUGGCGCCAAACAGCCAAUCGAAGAUGAGCGUGGAAGAGGUUGCAAUGGGAUUCAUUCGUGUCGCUAACGAGGCAAUGUGCCGACCAAUCAGGGCUCUGACACAGGCAAAAGGUCAUGAUACAUCUCAGCAUGUGCUGGCGUGCUUCGGGGGCGCAGGGGGCCAGCAUGCCUGCGCUAUAGCCCGAGCUCUGGGGAUGAAGACCGUCUUUAUCCAUAAAUACAGCGGCGUGCUGUCGGCGUACGGUCUGGCCCUGGCAGACGUAGUGGAGGAGGUGCAGGAGCCGUGCUCCCUGAAGUACGAGCAGCAGUGUUUCAGCGAGCUCGACCGCAGGAUGGAACAGCUCUGCGGACGCUGCCGCGACACGCUCUGCGCACGUGGCUUCUCCAGCGCUCAGAUAACCACAGAGGUCUUCCUCCACCUGCGCUACGAAGGCACCGACUGCGCUCUCAUGGUCACGGCUGACGGCUACCCCGGCCACGCCCUCUCCUGUCGGGCAGGCGACUUCCGCAGCGCCUUCACCAAACGGUAUCUGAAGGAGUUUGGCUUCACCAUCCCGGACAGACCCAUCAUGGUGGACGACAUCAGAGUGAGAGGCUGCGGCAAAUCGGGGAUCAACUCGGUGCAUAAAUCAAAGACGGGACAGAGACGAGCCAAACCUGUCAUGACGAACAAGUGCUACUUUGAAGACGGUUACAUAGACACCGCGGUGUAUCUGUGGGAGGAACUGCCUUGUGGGAACGCCAUCCAAGGUCCGGCCAUCAUCAUCGACAAAAACAGCACCAUCCUGGUGGAGCCGUCCUGUGAGGCCCGUCUAACAGAAGAAGGCGACGUCUGCCUGACUGUAGGCUCGGACCCUCAGUGCGUCGUCGGCACUGAGCUCAACACCGUGCAGCUCUCCAUCUUCUCCCACCGCUUCAUGAGCAUAGCGGAGCAGAUGGGCAGAGUCCUCCAGAGAACCUCCAUCUCCACGAACAUCAAGGAGCGCCUCGACUUCUCCUGUGCCGUGUUCGGGCCCGACGGCGGUCUGGUGUCCAACGCGCCGCACAUCCCCGUCCACCUGGGGGCCAUGCAGGAGACCGUCCAGUACCAGAUCAGAUCGGUGGGGAGCGAGCUGAAGGAAGGAGACGUGCUUCUGAGUAACCACCCGUGUGCCGGCGGCAGCCAUCUCCCAGACCUGACAGUCAUCACACCGGUGUUCAGAGAAGGAGUCAGCAGGCCCGUGUUCUUCGUGGCCAGCAGGGGGCAUCACGCUGACAUCGGGGGCAUCACUCCGGGCUCCAUGCCCCCCCACUCCACCUCCCUUCAGCAGGAGGGGGCCGUCUUUGUUUCGUUUAAGCUCGUCACCGGGGGAGUCUUCCAGGAAGAGGGUAAACCCGUUUUUCCUUUUUUUCAGAACGCGGCCGUCAGUCCCGCGGGGCUUUAUCUCCCGCCUCCUCUUCCACUUGUCUCCAUAUCAGCCGUCACCGAGGCGCUGAUGGCUCCGGCUCAGUACCCCGGCUGCUCUGGGACUCGUAAUCUGCACGACAACCUGUCAGACCUGCGGGCUCAGGUGGCAGCCAAUCAGAGAGGCAGCCAGCUGGUGGGGGAGCUGAUCGACUGCUACGGGCUAGACGUGGUGCAGGCCUACAUGGGCUACAUCCAGAGUAACGCUGAGCUGGCGGUGAGGGACAUGCUGAGAGAGUUUGCGCGGCGGCGACGGCUGCAGCAUCAGACCCGCUCCCUGGAAGUGGAGUCAGAAGACUUUAUGGACGACGGCACGCCGAUCAGACUCCGGGUUCAGAUCGACGAGGAAGAGGGCAGCGCGGUGUUCGACUUCACAGGGACGGGGACAGAGGUGUGGGGGAACUGCAACGCUCCGCGAGCCAUCACCCUGUCCGCUCUCAUCUACUGCCUGCGCUGCAUGGUCGGCCAGGACAUCCCUCUCAAUCAGGGUUGCCUGGCGCCGAUCAAAGUGAUCAUCCCCCCCGGCUCCGUCCUCCAGCCGUCCCAGAAUGCAGCUGUGGUCGGAGGAAACGUGCUCACGUCCCAGCGCGUGGUUGAUGUCAUAUUCAGGGCGUUCGAGGUGUGCUCCGCCUCACAGGGCUGCAUGAACAACAUUUCCUUCGGCAGCGAGAGCGUCGGCUACUAUGAGACGGUGGCCGGGGGAGCGGGGGCGGGGCCCGGCUGGCACGGACGCAGCGGCGUCCACUCUCACAUGACCAACACUCGCAUCACCGAUCCAGAGAUUCUGGAGAAAAGGUACCCGGUCAUCCUGGAGCAUUUCUCUCUGCGACCCGCCUCAGGAGGCGCAGGGAAGUACCGGGGAGGCGACGGCGUCAUCCGCAAGCUCCUGUUCAGGAAGCAGGUGGUGCUGUCUGUCUUGACGGAAAGACGAGCCGUCCGCCCGUACGGCCUCAACGGGGGCGAGGCCGGGGCAGCGGGGCUCAACCUGCUGCACAGAGCUGACGGUCGAAUCCUCAACCUGGGAGCAAAGACCAGCGUCAGCCUGGAGCCGGGGGACAUGUUCAGCCUCUACACCCCUGGAGGGGGGGGAUUUGGCAGCGAGGAGGACCUGAAGAACGGGAAGCCUCAGAACAAGCGAAGGCGUCUGAAUGAGACGUUCACUGAGCGGGGGAGCGUCUUUGACUACAGAAUGGCACAAGAGGGAGUGUAGAGGGAAAUGAUGAAGAGCUGGAAGGCCAGAGGAGAAGAGAAGAUUAAUGGGAAAUAGGAGACAUGCUCUUUAUCAAAGACAAGAUGCCAACAAGAUAAGUCAAAUUGACGAAGGUAAAACUGUUAGUUGUACUUUAUUGGCAUUUAAUGUGAGAAAUACAGAUGGCACAUACUGUACUAAAAGUUUGACUACAAAUGUCCAAUUAGACUAAAUGAAUGGUUCUGAUUCCUGGGCCACAGGUAUGUUUCCUACCUCCCAUUUUAAUCAUGUCUUGUUUAAAAGAAAUUCUCAUUUUCCAAUAGGGUUCAUACAAGGUAAAUUUCUGAAUGCUGAAUUCUCUUUUUGCCAAACUAAGAUCAACCAUCUCUCAAGCAAAGAUCUGAUGCCGUGUCCUUUUUUAAAAGCUUAAAUGAAUAAAUCCCAUUUGCUACAGA
Fundulus heteroclitus (mummichog) is the source of this 4669-nucleotide messenger RNA. RefSeq names its product 5-oxoprolinase, ATP-hydrolysing (gene oplah). Gene Ontology annotation, molecular function: 5-oxoprolinase (ATP-hydrolyzing) activity. The record is from RefSeq and is a predicted model, not a curated record. Gene Ontology annotation, cellular component: cytosol. The transcript is spliced from 27 exons. NCBI's taxonomy places the organism in Eukaryota, Metazoa, Chordata, Actinopteri, Cyprinodontiformes, Fundulidae. Bases 198 to 4235 code for a protein of 1345 amino acids. Gene Ontology annotation, biological process: glutathione metabolic process.